AUGGCUUCUUCUACUCUUACUUCCAAGACCUUCCUUGGUUCUUCAAGAAUCGAUAGUGCUUCUCUCUCGUCCGACCUCCGUAAACUCUCAGUCUCCUCCGUUCAGAUCUCCUUCCGCUCACGUAUUCCAAAGAAACUCCAAAUAAAUGCGGCGGGGAGUACAUUUGGGACUAAUUUUAGAGUAACAACAUUUGGUGAAUCACACGGAGGUGGUGUUGGCUGUAUAAUUGAUGGAUGUCCUCCGCGCAUCCCGCUCUCCGAAGCUGAUAUGCAAUUUGAUCUAGAUAGAAGGAGGCCAGGUCAAAGCCGAAUUACGACUCCGAGGAAGGAGACUGAUACUUGCAAAAUAUCUUCGGGUGUUUCUGAAGGACUGACUACCGGGACGCCGAUUCAUGUAUUUGUACCGAAUACUGAUCAAAGAGGACUUGAUUACAAAGAAAUGUCAGUUGCUUACAGGCCUUCACAUGCAGAUGCAACUUAUGACAUGAAGUAUGGUGUUAGAUCAGUUCAGGGUGGGGGUAGAUCUUCGGCAAGAGAAACAAUUGGAAGAGUUGCUGCUGGAGGUGUUGCAAAGAAAAUUCUCAAACUAUAUGCAGGAACUGAGAUUUUUGCUUAUGUCUCUCAAGUCCACAAGGUCGUACUUCCAGAAGGUGUGGUUGACCAUGACUCUCUUACACUUGAUCAGAUAGAGAGCAAUAUUGCCAGAUGUCCAGAUCCUGAAUAUGCAGAGAAGAUGAUAGCUGCCAUUGAUGCUGUCCGAGUGAAAGGGGAUUCUGUUGGUGGUGUGGUCACGUGUAUUGUAAGAAAUGCACCACGUGGGCUUGGUUCACCAGUCUUUGACAAACUUGAAGCUGAGCUUGCUAAAGCUGCUAUGUCGCUACCUGCAACAAAAGGCUUUGAAAUUGGGAGUGGAUUUGCAGGUACUUUUUUGAGUGGGAGUGAGCAUAAUGAUGAGUUCUACACAGACGAACAUGGAAGAAUCCGAACAAGAACAAAUCGCUCUGGUGGGAUACAGGGAGGAAUAUCAAAUGGUGAAACUAUAAACAUGAGAGUAGCUUUCAAGCCAACAGCUACGAUAGGAAAGAGGCAACACACAGUUACUAGAGAUAAAAAGGAGACGGAACUAAUAGCUCGUGGUCGCCAUGAUCCCUGUGUUGUCCCACGAGUUGGAGUGGACUUAUACGGUACCAAUGGUGGAAGCUAUGGUGGCCUUAGUGCUUAUGGACCAGUUAAUGGCACAAUAUUCACAAUGUUAUCUGUUUCCCAUCAAUUCAGAGCUACAAGAACCGUUGAUAAUGCCAAGACUGGAGGCGGCCAACGCAUCAGUAUGAAAGGCAGUUACAGUUAG
This is a messenger RNA of Dovyalis caffra, 1347 nucleotides long. The record is from the annotation of a GenBank genome assembly. Lineage: Eukaryota; Viridiplantae; Streptophyta; Magnoliopsida; Malpighiales; Salicaceae.